Messenger RNA from Cynara cardunculus var. scolymus (artichoke), 1100 nucleotides. RefSeq names its product lipid phosphate phosphatase gamma-like. Bases 99 to 767 code for a protein of 222 amino acids. Gene Ontology annotation, cellular component: endoplasmic reticulum membrane; intracellular membrane-bounded organelle. Gene Ontology annotation, molecular function: dolichyldiphosphatase activity. The transcript has 2 exons. Lineage: Eukaryota; Viridiplantae; Streptophyta; Magnoliopsida; Asterales; Asteraceae. The record is from RefSeq and is a predicted model, not a curated record. Gene Ontology annotation, biological process: lipid biosynthetic process; protein N-linked glycosylation.
ACAGAGUUCAGAUCUGAUCUCAAGAAUAAUUGACCACAUUCGGCGCAUUCUUCGAAAACCCCCAAUUCGAUCAUUUCGUUGCAGCUCCAGUUAGAUCCAUGUCCAAUCAACUGAGAGCUGUAACCCUAACCCAUGUCCGUUACUUCAAAGGAGAUCAAUUAGGCCAUUUCUUGGCAUGGAUUUCAUUAGUUCCAGUCUUCAUUAGCCUCGGUGGUUUCGUGUCUCACUUCCUCUUUCGUCGUGAGCUCCAGGGUAUGUUCUUCGCUCUAGGGUUAACCAUUUCCCAAUUCGUCAACGAAGUGAUCAAAACAUCCGUCCAACAAGCUCGGCCGGAAACAUGCGUCAUGCUUGAAAUGUGCGAUUCGCACGGCUGGCCUUCCAGUCAUUCGCAGUAUAUGUUCUUUUUUGCAACCUAUUUUACUCUGUUGACUCACAAGAAAUAUGGACUUUUGUUUAGAAAGCAAAUGUUGCUUGUGGGUCUUGUUGUUUGGCCAUUGGCUUUGCUUACAAUGUAUUCUAGGGUUUAUUUGGGGUACCAUACGGUUGCCCAGGUGUUUGCCGGUGCUGGACUUGGGAUAUUUCUUGGUGGGUUGUGGUUUUGGGUGGUUAAUUCAUUGCUCAGAGGGGUUUUUCCGGUGAUCGAAGAGAGUUUCUUUGGUAGGUGGUUCUAUGUUAAGGACACUUCACAUAUACCAAAUGUGUUGAAAUUUGAAUACGAGAAUGCCAGAGCUGCACGAAGGCAUUCGUCUUAUAAGCGCUCAGAAUGAUGGAAGAAUAGAAUUGGGUGAAAUUGCUUGUAGAAUGAGACUGCACCUGUGAUCUGCAAAGCAAGGUGGUGAUUCCUGCAGUUUGCUGUUUGCAGAAUGAAAAGCGCAUAUGUUCCAUCUUUACUAUUACUCAUAAAAACUUAUGUGGUAUAGUUGCCACUAAUCACUUGCUGAUGUUAUGGUUUAGUAGGAACUUAUAUUUUCUUCUACAUAGGUAAGUGCAUACUGCAUAGUAUAAAAUGACAAUUAUAUCCCAUGUAUUUUGCUACAGUUUUGUGUGUUUCUUGGCAUCCCAUUGGAGAUGCCUUUUGAAUUGUAUGGUCAAAUGAACUA